Pelagomonas calceolata is the source of this 1059-nucleotide messenger RNA. The record is from the annotation of a GenBank genome assembly. Lineage: Eukaryota; Pelagophyceae; Pelagomonadales; Pelagomonadaceae.
GCGGUUCUAACACACUAGCAAGCAGCCCAGGGUCGAGCAAUCUGCGUGGGCAGGGCCAUACGUGGCUUAGUGCACGCACAAUCGUAGCAGUUUACGACCAUAUAUCCUGCGCACCCGCUGCAGCCGCUUGUGUGGAUCAAAAUGCGUUUAUUCAUCACCGCUGGCCUGCUGAGUCAAUGCACGGCUCUCUUAGCGCCACGCAUAACGCGCAGUGUUGCACCGUUGCGAGCCGCAGCCACGGAGGAGGCGGCGAAUCCUCGAACUUUCGGGCUAGCACUAGAGUUAGAUGACGGCACGCGCAAGGUCCACUCGGUGGCCGAAAACACGCAGUCCGCAUCAGUGUGAUUGUUUGCGACAGCUCCACGCCAUCGACGCGAGCCCCGUUCACCGGUAAUUCUUCACGCAGGUUCGUGGCCGGCUUCUUCAAGGGCCUCGGCCAGCGCGAGUCCUUCGCCCAGCUGACGACCUCGUUCUACUUUGUGUAUGAGGCGAUGGAGCGGGCCCUCGACACGCUCGACUGCCCGACUUUAAAGGCUCUAGAUUUUCCCGAGCUGCGGCGCUUGCCCGGUCUCGAGCGCGACAUGGCGUUCUACUACGGCGCCGACUGGCGGAGCAAGAUCAAGCCGUCGCCGGCGACGCGCAAGUACGUAGCGCAGAUCGAGAAAGUCGCUUCCGGCGACGAGCCUGAGCUGCUCGUCGGCCACCUCUACUCGCGGUACCUCGGCGAUUUGUUCGGCGGGCAGAUGAUGAGUGGCAUGGCGGUCAAAACGUUGGGCGAAGCCGUGGGCGACGGCAGCGGCGGCCUGGCCUUCUACGAGUUCGACGCGAUCCCCGAUUCGAAGGCGUUCAUCACGGACUGGUACACGGCGCUCAACGCGCUCGACCUCGCCGAGGCGACGCGCGCGGACAUCGUCGAGGAGGCGAACGUCGUCUUCCGGCUCAACAUCGAGGUCUUCAACGAGCUCGAGGGCAGCGCCAUCGGGAGCGCGCUCCGGCUGGCGCUGUCGACGCUGAAGGAGAAGCUGUUCGGGUAAUACUGUGUAUGUAGAGGUACGGCGG